AUGGGCAGUCCAUACAGUCUGUAUGUUACUAAACAUCCUGCUGUAGUCGAAGCUGUGUCAUGGGCCACCAGGCUACACGACGCCAAAACAUUUUUGGCAUCCAUUUGUCCCAACCCUGUUCUAUCCCAGAUCAUGGGUGACCGUUACCCUGAAAUAAAACUUGCCCUGGAUGGGGUACAACAGUUUGGUUCUUCAGUGACGGGGAGCUAUAAUCGCACAGCUACAACAACGGAGACCCGACCGUUAUUCUCAAGCGAUACAGGACCUGCAAUCCCUCGUAAUACAGCAAUUGUCCACCGGCAUAUUAAGUUCUCAAGGUCAAGUAAUUGGACAAAAGCGAAAACACCUGUGAAGAUGCUCCAAACGUUCUAUCUCAAUACCGAUACUAUCCGGAUCGAUACCAUGGAUUCGUCUCUAUCUACUUCAUCAAGAAAAUCUUAUGAUUUACCAAAACCGGAGACUGGUCUGGCAGAAUGGACGAACAAGAUAAAGGCUCUCCAGAAGGAAGUCGAUGCAGACGAAGAAGCUGAACAAAGGAGACUAGAGGAAGAGAUCGCUGCCGCGAGACAAGCACGCCUCAGAAGGAGUCGUGGCAACAGUGCUUCGAGUCGCGUCAACACCCCCGAUAUACCCACGGAUAACGAUACCUCAGUAAAUGAUCCGCUGAGAUCUACGGCAGAGAGAGUAAAUAAUCAAGAAACAGCUCUGCGUAAACUCAUGGGUCGAAACGAAGUUUACAAUCCGGACAAACUUCCAGCUUCCAACCGUUCAAUUACGGGAAAGUCGGAACCAGUAUCAUUGGCAGCUUUCAUUGGUGGGACGGCAACUGGACCCAAACUCAACCGUCAUGCACCUCAGCAAGACGCCCACGAUCCCACUCAAUUUAUUCAGCCUGAUUUGAGUGCUCCCCACCCAGUUUUUGGGCGUGGUGGAAUUGCCAUGCCGGGUAUGAUUUCUAAGGGCAUAAAAAUAUCAGCUUCCGAUGUUGGCUCCGAAAACUCAGAACGUUAUCGUCCCUCGACCCUCUCUUCCAAGAGGUCUACGUCUUCUCUUACUGGCGUACAGUUGGAUAAAGCAGAGAGUGGGACCAAGAAAGAAUUUGCCGAUGUCCCUCAACGCUCACUUACUACUGGUCCUAAAUUCGCAGCCUCACUGUCAGCGCAGAAACAGGUUGGAAAAGAUGAAUUGUUUCAAGGGAAAUCAAACGAAAUACCACGAAAUCACUAUACCUUGGGUGCUAGUCCAAGGCCAUUAUCUUCUGCAAAAUCGGCAUCUUAUCUCACUAGAACCGAAGAACCCAUUGCACAAGAUGCAAUUUCAAAGUCUGCAAGGCCAGCAGAUACUUUCGGGUCCAGCCAAAGCUCGUUGAGUUCUCCUUCAAAGCCGGCGGCGUCAUCAUUUGUGUCGAGUACGGCGCGAACCAGGGCAGCGUCACCUACCAAAUCUACUGAUCCUUGGUUGCCCGCCAGCAAUAUUUCCUUUGAGUCAAAAGUUUCUGCUCCGUCCACUUGGUCUACUCCCAUGAAAGAAGAUUCUGAACCUCGUGGAGCAUCUGCCUUACCAAUUAAAUCUUCUGACCCGUAUAACCUCAUUGGAAAGCAGAAUGAUAUUGGAUCUCCCCCCAAACCUAUUUCAUCCUCCUCGACUUCCUCGUCGUAUAUACCGAAGAAGGAAACUACUUUCGUUCGAAAUGUCUCUCCGUCAAAAUCUGUUGACACUUUGCGAAGCAACACUUCAACACCCUCCAAACCUUUGCCAUCCUAUUUAGGACAAAAUGCCUCUAAACUUGGUCUCUCUAGCGGAGGAAAAGUUGUAUCACCCUCUGGAGACACUCCGUUACGCCGCUUAAUGGAAACCAACAAUGUAUACAACCCAGAUAAAUUAGUUGCACUAGACACGCCGCGGAAAUCUGUCGCAGAACGCGCUCAAGCAGUAUCUCUUGCAGCUUUUAUGGGUGGAAAUGGUGCUGGAAUUCGUCUCAAUAAACAUGCCCCUCAACAAGAUGCUCACGAUCCAACUCAAUUUGUACAGUAUGACACCAGCGCACCCCAUCCAAUCUUUGGGAAAGGAGGUAUUGCUAUGCCUGGAAUGACCAACCGUAACAUUCCCAAAUCAUCAGACACUCCAGGCAGCGAAAGCUCUGAGCGCUAUCGUCCUUCAACUACGAGGCCUACAUGGCCUCCGGUCUCGUCGUCAGGAGCUGGCAAGGCAGAAGAGCGACCAAUCUCUCCUCAGAAGACAGGGAACCGAGAAAGGACCACAAGUGCGCCUAGUGCUCAGGUACCAAACACGUUCUCGUCUUCGAGCGAGUGGUCAUCCUCUAACAAAAUGACUAGUAGACAAUCCCCUACUAAGGAGGUUCUCUCUACUCCUGCCAGAGACCGUACGAUAUCUGGCCCAUCUUACAUCAAUAACCGCAAAUCUUCUAUUCCUGCAUCUCCGUCUUAUUCGUCUUCUGCGUCUUCUGCAUCUUUAUCGCGGCAUAUUGAACCUAUACCCAAGUCCUCUCCUUUGUCACCUUUUAUCUCCACUACAUUGAAUGCCUCUCCAGCGUUUCAAAAGCCCCCCGUUCAAAAGGAUCUGACUCCAAGUAUCAGUAGGCUGCAAGGUCGCGGGUUUGUCCAAAAUAUGGUCAAAGCCAAUUCUCAACAAGAAGCCUUGCCGACACCUUCCCCGUCUGCCGAAAAAGUGCGGCCACUGAGUGCGAGUGGACGAAAAGGUUCUGUACUUGAUCGCUGGCAACCGAACAUUCAGUCAAGUUCUCCUACCAAACCAUCUUUUCCUCCAUAUCCAAGCUCAAACAGGAAAUCAACAACUUACGAAUCCAAUGAAAAUAUUCAUGAUACACCACAAGCCACAAAGCCUCCUAUAGCCCAUACGAUCAAGCCAGUGGCUUCUUUACCGUUUUUGCCAAAGGCGAACACUACGACCUCUGUUCCUUUGGCUCAGGAGCCUGCUGAGGCAUCUGACUUAUACCCCCGAUCUCGCACGCCUGGGCUGGGCUCCGCGACUACCAUGGUUCUCAUUAAACCUACUAAAUCUUCAAGCGACUUAACACAGUUACCGCAUGUAGAUGAACUGGGAGUAAAGCGCAAUUCUUGGCGAAAUCCUGUGCCCGAUAGCGAUCAAAAUGCAUCUGCUGAGGCCUUAACUUCGUCGAAGAAGCCUUUGAUCCAUCCGACAAAAGGUAGAGCUAGGAAACCUCGGAAGUACGGAGAGCCUCGUAAUGAGCCUACUGAUGAGCCUGCCGUCAGCAAUUUUAUACAAGAGACAAAAGGGCACGAUGACCAUGAAAUAACUGAACAGAAGCAGACUCGGCCAUAUCAUGACAAUAGUAGUCUCUUACAGGAACAACGGGACCGUUCAUCUCAUUCAAACAAAGGUGUCAGCCUGCAUAACGAGCAAUCACGAAACUACGACCUAUUCAUAACACCAAUUUCGAACGUUGAAAAAAACCAUCACGUUGACAAUGGACCCGCAGAAAGGCAAUUAGUAUUGGAGCUUAGCUCUCCCAAAGCGCCGGAAUUUUCUAUUCCCUCAAAAUCUUUUGUUCCAUCUUCUCCCUCAUCUCCUGCAAAACAUACCCGAAUUCCAAGUACCGGCAGUCGUGCAACCGUUAUGGAAGUAGCUCAGGCUCUUCUUGACCACCCUACCCUGAACCCGAUGCCCAGCAAUGUUGAAUUUGAUUCGAGCCUCUCUAAGCCCAUUUUGGAACUGGAACAGAUGGUGACGGAAGUUCCAAAGCCUCGAAAUCUAUCACAAAUUCAAGCAGAGAAACGUAAAUCUAGCUAUGAGAAAUAUUCUGCCAUUGUCUUGCCUUCGUUGAAAGAAGAGGCUACUCCUGCCCCAUCUCCCGCUGGAACUCUCACCCGUGCCCAAGUGAAAAUUGAUCAUGAGCCAGACGUUGAAUUUGUCGCCGUCCCCGAGGUGAAAAUCGACCGCGAAGAUGUCAAAUGUGUUACUGUGCCCGAUGUGAGUCCUCUGGAUAUGCGGUCAACAUCACCAACACCUAAAUCACCAACACUUCUCACCCCCUACGGUAAGUACAACGUUUUAGAUAUCAUCGACCUUUCUGACGUCUUCAUGCAUGGGCCAGAACAUGAUGAAAUACCAUUGCCUCGCAUUGAUUUUGCCAAGUUUACAAAACCUGCAACUCGAACCCCUGCCUUGAAGCCAGAUGAACAAAAAGUAUCCCUGGAAAUUCUGGCCCUAACGGGAGCGACGGCGACUGCACUGACAAGAUCGUUGGACAUUUUUUAUGAAACUGAGAUACUUGUCAUUAUUCAUCGCACUAAGUCGAAGUCGAGUGGCCUGGCAUCGACAUCUGUUUGGUGUUGGUUAGGGAGGAAAAGUAUCCUCGGGGAUAGGGAAGAAAAAAAGCUCCAAGAAUUGGCAACACGAUACGGAACGACUGCGAAAAUUAUUCAACAAUUGGCUGAACCUCCUGAGUUCAUAGAAAUCUUGGGAGGACAACUAGCCGUUCGCCAGGGUACCCGGACUCAUUGGACCUCUGACAAUACAACUAUGCACCUCGUGAGAUCUUGCGGAGGGAAUAUAGUGAUUGAUGAGCAUGAUUUGAACGUCCACAAUCUUUGCUCUGCCUUCAGCUAUUGCUUUACUCUUCUGGGCUCUAUCUAUGUAUGGCACGGACGUGGUUCGACUCAACCGGAACGAGAUGCGGCGCUGAAAUACGUCGAAACGUUUUCAAAGGACCUUGUGCUCCCGAUUGUGCUACUGGAAGGAGAAGAUGAUAAUGAUGAAAUGUUCUGGAUGAUCCUCGGGGACAAUGACUUCGCCAAAGCUGAUUACUGGCAGUGGCGAACCACCUCCGCUAUCAUUGACCCCUCUGUGUGGAGACUUGACACUAAUGGAAAGGGCUGCCCAUUGAUUGCUGUACCGUUCAUUUCGAUGGAACAGGAACUUCAGAAAUCGAUCUACAUUGUCAACUGUAUAUGGGAGUUUUACCUUGUGGUUGGCAAAGAAGCUCGAAGUGAUAGAAGGUCCAUAAAAUUCGCUUUGGACCUUGUGAUGAAGUUGUCAAUGGAAGCAGCAUCUUCCAGACCAUAUGUUCCUACGGUCCACGUGCUCGUUUUACCGUCACAGAUACCUCUUGACCUGCGGUUGGGCAUUCGUGACUUGGACGAAGCCUGGAUGAACGAUGGCGAAAUACCUGAUCACAUGAACGUGAUACAUUCAUCCAAGGCGGCCUACCAUAUUCUUAACCCUCUUGAGAAACAAACCUCUAUGCGAUCUCUGUUAGCCACAUACAUCACUGUUGCUUGUUCGUUAGUUUUCGAUGUCGUCCUAGGCGCACUCAUCCCAGCACACUACCAAAACGUGGCUAGGAGAAAAGAAUCGCCAAGGGGCUGUUUUCCUGCCCUCGAUUUCAAAAUGCCAAAGCAUACCCCUCACGAUUUAAAAGGCUGGUGGUGCGAUGCGGCCACCGAAUAUGCUUUUGUUGGUUUUAGCUAUGAAGUCACAGCAUGUCAAAGUGCCGAACAGUUGAAAAAAGAGUUUAAGGAUAUCAGACACCAUUUUAAUUCGCGCUAUGUUCGACUGUAUGGAGCCUGCGAUCGCGAAGGUUUCUAUGACGAUAUCGUUGAUGCUGCUUGGGAGAAUGGCCUUGGUGUACAUGCAUUGAUAUGGUUUGGCUUCAACGGUGAUGACAUUUGGAUGGGCAGGAGAGAUGUCCUUCUUGCCAACCUUCACAGCAAUCCUAGGGCCAAAUACGUUACGAGGGUUCUACAGUUUGGGUCGGAGCCUCUCUACGACAAUGUUCUUCCACAUGACCAGCUGGCCGAGCAAGUCCAGUUGGCUAAAGCCAAUCUAUCCAGUCUCUCAAUUCCUGUGACUGUGUCAGAACUGGCCUAUGGAUAUCAAGAGCGUGGUGGUGCGCAGGACGUGUUGGACGCCAUUGACUCUAUCAAUAUACAUAUGCUUCCGUUCUUCCAACAAACAGCAUCAACUGCCAAUGAAUCAUGGCCUCUUGUCCUUAACGACAUGGAUUGGUUCAUAACACAUGGAAAUGGGAAGAAGAUGUAUUUUGAUGAGAACGGCUGGCCGUCCGUAACUUCUCCCAGUGUUCAACCAAACAGUCCACUAGCUGUGGCUGAUGUUGAGAAUGAACAGCAAUAUUAUAUCCUUCUUGAUAACCAUUGUGAAGACUUGAAAGAGGUGGUGGGCGGAGGUGUGGGUUGGUUUGCCCACAUCUACAGCGAUAACCAAGAGCCAGGCUAUGGCAUAUACGACUCCGACGGCAACCUGAAGUUCCCUUUCCAUCCCAGGACGUCCUGCUAA
Messenger RNA from Psilocybe cubensis, 6297 nucleotides. RefSeq lists its product as uncharacterized. The coding region runs from base 1 to 6297 and encodes 2098 amino acids. The record is from RefSeq and is a predicted model, not a curated record. The transcript has 18 exons. NCBI's taxonomy places the organism in Eukaryota, Fungi, Basidiomycota, Agaricomycetes, Agaricales, Agrocybaceae. Gene Ontology annotation, molecular function: actin filament binding.